This is a messenger RNA of Physcomitrium patens, 2649 nucleotides long. RefSeq lists its product as uncharacterized. Gene Ontology annotation, molecular function: L-glutamate dehydrogenase (NADP+) activity. NCBI's taxonomy places the organism in Eukaryota, Viridiplantae, Streptophyta, Bryopsida, Funariales, Funariaceae. Gene Ontology annotation, cellular component: cytosol. The record is from RefSeq and is a predicted model, not a curated record.
UGCAAUUUUGGUGAUCUCUUGAGGAUAUUGAAUGUUGAAAAGAAUUGCAACAUAGUUGCGAAGAUCUGGUGGAAAGGACAAUCUGUAGGAGGGAAUUGUUACUAUUUGUUAGAUACAGGUGCUUCUAAGUUUGUAAUUCUUAUGGAAAUGGCAGAAUUCGGGUCUGCAUGAUUCCAGGGCUAAUGUGAUGGGAGUCGUGUAACUAGGGUAGCUCGGGCCUAGUAAAUUAGUGCUGCCGAUUCUUCUUCUACAAUGCAUACCCUGGAGCAUGUGUCAGGAAGAGAAAGCUCAUUAAAAAGGCGGGGUCGUUCUGGGGAGGAAUAAGGCUGAUGCGACGGCAAUUGGGGCGGAGACGAUGGAGGAGAUUGACUUAGAAAUGGGACCAGGGUACGAUGAUGGGACGCACUUCGACUCUGGGGCAGCCCAAAACCUCGCAAUCAUCGGCGUGAAUGAUCAUGGAUUGAAACCAGCGCCUCGGAAGAAAAAGAAAGUAGUGAAGAGGUGGCGCGACGAGUGGGCGGAGACGUACAAAUGGGCCUACGUUGCUGUUCAUGAGGGCUCCCAUCGCAUAUUUUGCUCUGUAUGCAAGGAAUAUGGAAGGAAGCACCGACGCAAUCCUUACGGCAAUGAAGGCAGCCGUAACAUGCAGAUGAGUGCACUCGAGGAGCACAAUAACAGUCUGUUGCACAAGGAAGCUCUCCGCCUUCAGAUGGCUUCCCGCGACAGAGGAAUGGGAAUCGUUGAGCGGCCUCUCUACGUAAAGGAUGUGUCGAGGCAAUGUACAAACGAAGGCUACUUUCAACAUACUGUAUCUUCGUUAUCUAUUUUAGCAGCUAUCUUGCGGCGGGAUCCGCAUGAAGUGGAAUUCAUACAAUCAAUUCAAGAAGUUGUGCAUUCAUUGGAACCUGUUCUUGCAAAAGUUCCGCAGUAUGUACAUGUGUUCGAGCGACUUGUGGAGCCUGAGAGAGUAACUAUUUUUAAAGUUCCUUGGGUAGACGACAAGGGAGAGGCACAUGUGAAUCGUGGUUUCAGAGUUCAGUUCAACCAAGCGCUUGGUCCUUAUAAAGGCGGUCUACGCUUUCAUCCAACUGUCAACCUCAGCGUUGUGAAGUUCCUUGCUUUUGAACAGACAUUGAGGAAUUCACUAUCAUCACUUAGCUUGGGUGGUGGUCAGGGCGGCAGCGAUUUCAAUCCUAAGGGAAAAAGUGAGAAUGAGAUCAUGCGGUUCUGCUAUAGUUUCAUGGAAGAACUGUAUAGACACAUUGGACCUAACCAGGUUCCCAUUUUUGAUACUCCAUCUGGAGAUAUUGGUGUCGGACAACGUGAGAUUGGUUACCUAUUUGGCCAGUAUAGGCGUCUAACAAGCCAAUAUGAGGGCAUUUUAGGUCCUAAAGGGAUUCAAUGGGGUGCGUCAAAUCUACAUUCAGAGGCUACUGGUUAUGGCGUGGUGUACUACGCCAAGGAGGUGCUUGCCAGUUUAGAGAAAGAUCUUAAAGGUCUCAGGUGUGUUGUGAGUGGCGCAGGAAAAGUGGCAUUAUAUGCAGUUGAGAAACUGAUUGCCUUCGGUGCUAUUCCUGUUACAGUCUCAGAUACAAGCGGUUACAUCUUAGAUGAAGGUGGCUUUGAUCGUGUCAAGCUUGGGUUUAUUCGUGAAAUAAAAGCUCAUAAUAAGUGCCUGAGGGAUUAUACCAAGAAUUACUCAAGUGCAAAGUAUUUUGAGGACAUGAAGCCCUGGACAGUGAAGUGUGAUGUUGCUUUUCCUUGUGCAACACAGAACGAGCUCAAUCAUGUUGAUGCUCUGUCUCUCAUUAAUGUUGGUUGUCAAGUCAUUAUAGAAGGGGCCAACAUGCCAUGUACCGCUGAAGCGAUUGAUGUAUUUCGGAAGUCAAAAGUAUGGUUUGGGCCUGGAAAGGCUGCAAAUGCUGGAGGGGUAACUAUUCAAGGUCUGGAAAUGUCGCAAAACAAUUCCUGUGCUCAAUGGACAGCUGAAGAAGUUGAUACGAGAUUGGAAGAGGUUAUGAAAGAUAUAUAUCAAAAGUCUGUGAAGGCGGCCCAAGAUUAUGGAAUUGGCAAUCCAGAGGCUCUACUUGAUGGCGCCAAUAUUGCGAGUUUUCUACGAGUUGCUCAAGCAAUGUUGGAACAGGGUUGUGUUUGAAGCUGUGCAUAUUUGCGUACUUAUGUCCACACCCCGCCCCUGGCCUUUGGCUGUUCUCUCAUCCUCAACUCUCAAUAAUUAGUGAUGACGCAGUUGCUACAUCAGCAGGUGUCUUCAAUGUUCAAACAAGCUUUAACAUCUAUGUGUUGUGCUCUGAGUGAAGCCGGGUUUUACAAGCUGGGUUAUGCAAAGAGAAAGAUGGGUGAAGAGGGAUGUGGUUAGUGUAAUGAAGAGAAGCGUUGCUUCCGGAGCAUGCAACCCUGAUAGAAAAUGAUCAUGUGCAUUAUGUUAGGCUAGGAGGAUAUAGUUUCUGGGUUCAAAUUAUGAACUGCACUCCAUCUUAAUGUGAAUCUACUUCAGGCAGUCCCCAGGAUAGUUUUACACAGGUAACCCCUACAGGACAAAAGUGGCCCUGAGCACAACUCAGAUGUGCUGUACUAUGUGUCCUACAAAUCUAUUGCAAUUAAUCUUGAAAGAGUAGAUUUGAAGUACAA